Molecule: messenger RNA, 1242 nt
Organism: Pyrenophora tritici-repentis Pt-1C-BFP
Lineage: Eukaryota; Fungi; Ascomycota; Dothideomycetes; Pleosporales; Pleosporaceae
Source: RefSeq, a predicted model, not a curated record
AUGGGUAAAGAAGGCCUCAGAUACGCUGCGAAAGUAUCUCUAGACAAGCCAGCAUCAGAGCAAAAGUGUCUCCAUAACCGCUGGCAUCCCGAAAAUCCCUCCUAUGGCACCAUCAAACCCGGCGAGGCAGUUAAGAUCGAAUGUGUAGACUGGACUGGUGGCCAAAUCGGCAACAACGAUUCUGCAGAUGAUGUACGCGACGUAGAUCUAACCAAGAUUCACUACCUCACCGGUCCCUUUGAUAUCGAGACUGCGGAGCCUGGUGAUGUGCUUCUUGUCGAGAUCCAAGAUGUGCAACCGUUAGAUGAACAGCCAUGGGGAUUUACCGGUAUCUUCUCAAAGGAAAACGGAGGAGGUUUCUUGGAUGAAAUCUACCCAGAGCCAGCAAAAGCCAUCUGGGACUUUGAAGGCAUCUUCUGCAGCUCCCGCCACAUCCCCGGCGUCCGUUUCGCAGGCCUCAUCCACCCAGGCAUCCUCGGUUGUGCCCCCUCGGCCGAAGUCCUAGAAACCUGGAACACGCGCGAAGCCGAACUGAUAACCACGCACACCCACCUCAACCGCACCGUGGCCGAACCCCCUCAACCCACCAACGUCCACGCCGGCUCUGCACCAGCUGACCUCCUCCAAAAGAUUGGAAAAGAAGGCGCGCGCACCAUCCCCGGCCGCCCCGAACAUGGCGGAAACUGCGACAUCAAAAACCUCUCCCGCGGCUCAAAAGUCUACCUCCCUGUCCAUGUGCCUGGCGCUAAAUUCAGCGUUGGUGACUUGCAUUUCAGCCAAGGUGAUGGCGAAAUCAGCUUCUGCGGCGCGAUUGAAAUGGCGGGUGUGAUUACGCUGAAGUUCAGCGUUAUGAAAGGUGGUAUGAAACAGCUGGAUAUGAAGAGUCCGAUCUACAUCCCUGGCCCCGUAGAACCGCAGUUUGGGUCCGGACGGUAUAUUUAUUUCGAGGGGUUUAGUGUUGAUGAGAAGGGCAAGCAGCAUUAUCUCGAUGCAACGGUUGCGUAUAGGCAGAGUUGUUUGAGGGUUGUGGAGUAUUUGAGGAGGUUUGGUUACAACGACUACCAAAUCUACCUUCUCCUCUCGUGUGCCCCUGUCCAGGGCCACAUUGCCGGUAUCGUGGAUAUCCCCAAUGCCUGCACGACGAUUGGGCUGCCGAUGGAUAUCUUCGAUUUCGAUAUCGCGCCUCAUGUUGUGCCUGAGAAGAAACAACUUGGUGCUUGUGCGUUUGCGGGGAAGAAGUGA